Molecule: messenger RNA, 1831 nt
Organism: Zea mays
Lineage: Eukaryota; Viridiplantae; Streptophyta; Magnoliopsida; Poales; Poaceae
Source: RefSeq, a predicted model, not a curated record
CCAUCGAUCGGGUGGAUCGGAAACCAGCUGACGCUGAGUCGUCUUUCUCGGCAGCAGGACCCGCCGCCGCCUCCUCUCCAUCUCUCUCUCUCUCUCUCUCGCCAUAUCGAUUCCAUUGGGGACGCAAGCACCGCCCCAGACCCAGAGCUUCUCUUCUCAAAAGGUGCGCGUACGACGUAAUGCAGGAGCAGGACGUGGACGAUGGCGGCGGCAGGACGACCCAGCAGCAGGAGAAGUCGAUCGACGACUGGCUCCCUAUCAACUCCUCCAGGAAGGCCAAGUGGUGGUACUCCGCCUUCCACAAUGUCACCGCCAUGGUCGGCGCCGGCGUGCUCGGCCUCCCCUACGCCAUGUCCGAGCUUGGCUGGGGCCCUGGCAUCGCGGUGAUGAUCCUGUCGUGGAUAAUCACCCUAUACACGCUAUGGCAGAUGGUGGAGAUGCACGAGAUGGUGCCUGGGAAGCGGUUCGACCGGUACCACGAGCUCGGGCAGCACGUCUUCGGCGACAGGCUGGGCCUCUGGAUCGUGGUGGCGCAGCAGCUGGCAGUAGAGGUGAGCCUGAACAUCAUCUACAUGGUCACCGGCGGCCAGUCCCUCAAGAAGUUCCACGACGUCAUCUGCGACGGCGGCAGGUGCGGCGGCGACUUGAAGCUCUCCUACUUCAUCAUGAUCUUCGCCUCCGUCCACCUGGUCCUCUCCCAGCUCCCCAACUUCAACUCCAUCUCCGCCGUGUCGCUCGCCGCCGCCGUCAUGUCGCUCAGUUACUCCACCAUUGCGUGGGGCGCGUCGCUGCACAGAGGGAGGAGAGAGGACGUGGACUACCACCUGCGCGCCACGACCACCCCAGGGAAGGUGUUCGGCUUCCUGGGAGGCCUAGGGGACGUGGCGUUCGCCUACUCGGGGCACAACGUGGUGCUGGAGAUCCAGGCCACCAUCCCGUCCACGCCGGACAAGCCGUCCAAGAAGGCCAUGUGGAAGGGCGCCUUUGUCGCCUACGUCGUCGUCGCCAUCUGCUACUUCCCCGUCACGUUCGUCGGGUACUGGGCCUUCGGCAGCGGCGUCGACGAGAACAUCCUCAUCACGCUCUCCAAGCCCAAGUGGCUCAUUGCCCUCGCCAACAUGAUGGUCGUCGUCCAUGUCAUUGGCAGUUACCAGGUUUAUGCCAUGCCGGUGUUUGACAUGAUAGAGACGGUGCUGGUCAAGAAAAUGAGGUUCGCUCCGAGCCUCACGCUCCGUCUUAUUGCCCGGAGCGUCUAUGUUGCGUUCACAAUGUUUCUAGGCAUCACUUUCCCCUUCUUCGGUGGAUUGCUCAGUUUCUUCGGCGGAUUAGCCUUCGCACCGACAACUUAUUUUCUUCCCUGCAUCAUGUGGCUCAAGGUUUACAAGCCCAAACGGUUCGGCCUUUCAUGGUUCAUCAACUGGAUCUGCAUCGUUAUUGGAGUGCUGCUGUUGAUUCUGGGUCCGAUAGGAGGGCUCCGGCAGAUCAUUUUGUCAGCCACCACAUACAAAUUCUACCAGUAAAAUCGAUCAACUGGAGUCGUAUGGCGUGGCUGUUUUGUUAGCAUUACAUUUCUUAGGGUGGAUUGGCUUUUAAUGUACACGAGCGAGUGAGAUUGAUGCUAGUAGCUCCUAGGAGUAUAUAUAUUUCUAUCAUCCACAGAGCUUAAUGUAUCUUGUAGUUGGGACAUUAAAAGAGCAAGUAGGCUUUACUCGGUGAUCUUUCGUUUCACAACGUUGUUUAGCACUCUUUAUUGUUUUGUGUGGCUCGCGCGGGACCAACACUAUUAGGGUCGUUCGUUACUUCAGGAACGGAGGCAUGAAUUGAUUACUAA